ACCAUCUUCACAUUGGAGAAAUUUACCUGUCACGCAUGCGUAGACUUCGUACUUCCGACCAGGAACUGUUAGUUUUUAUGUCUAUCAACUAUAUGGUAAAAGGUGCUGGAUAAACACACUGCACAGGUGUACUACGAUUUAACGGACAUCAUGUCUACCCCAGGCUAUCCAGCAUACUACUAUGGAGACUCCAACACAGGCAGCGUCUCCAACCUCAGUGAGGGAGGCAUGCGUCGUUAUGCUUCCAAAUCCAGCAUUGCUGGUGGUCAGAGCUUAACCGGAUCAAGAUCUCUGCUGUAUGGAAGCAGACGUAGCUUGUACUCCACAUAUACGAUGUCUGGGAUGUCCUAUGUGCUGCCCAUUGUAGCCAAACAGCCAGACCCAUGGAGAAGACCAAAUGAUAAUUGGCCCAUUGCUUUUAUGUCCCUGUUUGUCAACCCAAUAUUUGGAAUCUUUGCAAUACUAUUGGCUGAGCAAUCCAAGAUUUAUUAUGCUAAAUGUCAAUACCUCAAAGCAUCACAAUAUGGAUCAUAUGCCAAAGGGACAGCAGCAGGAGGCCUAUACUGUACGUUCAUAACAAUUUUAUGGAUCCUAGGAGCGGUGCUGCAUGAAAAGUUUCGCUACAAUUAUUGAUGUCAAUAUAUUUUGUACACAGUUUAUCCAGUUGUUUGAACUUCACCAUUAUCAUUCCGAUUUAAGUGACUCAGCUUUUGCUGAUGUUAGUAAAAACUAAAUUGCUUACAAACAUAAGAUACCACUAUGUAAGCUGAGAAAUUUUGUUAAAUCUCCAAACUUUUUUUUUUUAGUCAUUUACUUUAUGAUGAAUUAAUCAACUGAAAAUUAGUGUAAAUAGUAAUAUUGUUUGUAAAUAUUGAGCUGUUUUAGAGAUUUUUUUUGGGAAAGACUCCCUCUGAACUUAUCUUACUUUUACAUUCCAGUAUAUUUGAAGACAUAGCGGGGUUGUUUUUUUACAUCAUAAUUAACUAUUCUAAUAAUGUAUGUUUCAAGACUUCUUUUUUUAUUUUAAAUAUUAAAAUCAUAAUAAAAUAUACUGAAUAGUUAAAGUCAGAAUAUGUUCUGAAGUUCCUAAGGGUUGAUAUGAAACUAGUGCUCAUGCAAAUCUUAUAUUCAUCAUUAGCUUUGAAUGAAUGCCUUAGAUCUGAAUUAAAAUUUCUGUUCAGAUCGACAUACAUUGUAAAUAAGUUGCCAUGAAUAUGUUUAUAUACUUUUUACUUGCUGACAAAAUGUCAAUAAAAAAAAUUUAAAAGAAUAAA
This is a messenger RNA of Biomphalaria glabrata, 1274 nucleotides long. RefSeq lists its product as uncharacterized. Lineage: Eukaryota; Metazoa; Mollusca; Gastropoda; Planorbidae. The transcript has 4 exons. Bases 151 to 633 code for a protein of 160 amino acids. The record is from RefSeq and is a predicted model, not a curated record.